Molecule: messenger RNA, 2950 nt
Organism: Castor canadensis (American beaver)
Lineage: Eukaryota; Metazoa; Chordata; Mammalia; Rodentia; Castoridae
Source: RefSeq, a predicted model, not a curated record
AGCUGUUUACGAUCUGUGCUGGAACAAAUAGCAGUGUAUGGACAGGUUGUUGUUUCGACUUCAGGAGUUCAUCGAUGAAGUCAUGGGACACAGCUCUGAAAGCCUCCUACCUGGAAAUGGUUGUGUACCCAAGAAGUCAACUGAAGCUCCCUUUAGAACCUAUCAGGCUUUCAUGUGGGCCCUUUACAAAUAUUUCAUUAGCUUCAAAGAGGAGCUUGCAGAAAUUGAGAAGUGCAUCAUCAAUAAUGAUAUCACGAUAACUCUUGCAACAGUGGUGGACAAGUUGUCACCUCGCUUGGCUCAGCUCAAGGUUCUGCACAAGGUGUUUAGUACCGGAGUAGCAGAAGUACCACCAGACACUCGGAAUGUUGUUCGGGCAUCUCACCUACUCAACACCCUGUACAAGGCCAUUCUUGAAUAUGACAGUGUUGGCGAAGCCUCUGAGCAAACUGUUUCCCUCCUGUUCUCUCUCUGGGUGGAAACAGUGCGGCCCUACCUGCAGACUGUGGAUGAGUGGAUUGUGCAUGGGCACCUGUGGGACAGCGCCAAGGAAUUCAUCAUACAGAGGAACAAAAAUGUUCCAGUAAAUCAUAGAGACUUUUGGUAUGCAACUUACACAUUGUAUAGUGUAUCAGAAAAGACAGAAAAUGAAGAAAAAAUGAGUGACAAUGCCAGUGCGAGUUCUGGCAGUGACCAAGGCCCCUCCAGUAGGCAGCACACCAUGGUGUCUUUCCUCAAGCCUGUCCUGAAGCAGAUCAUAAUGGCUGGAAAGUCGAUGCAGCUGCUGAAGAACCUGAGGUGUGCAGAGAGCACCGCAUGCCAGGCGGCAGCCAGAGAUGCAGAAAGAAAAAGCUUACACACACUCUUUUUGGAAUCUGUACAGUCACGUCUUCGACAUGGAGAAGACUCCACUCCACAGGUCCUUUCUGAGCCACAGGCAGCCAGAAAGAACCUAACGAAGAUGCAGUCCAUUGCUGGAAGGCAUCUUGAGCUGGAUGACGCACAAGACCCACUGUUGGCCAUUAACUUUACAAGGUUGUAUUUGGAGCAGAGUGAUUUUCAUGAGAAGUUUGCUGGUGGUGAUGUAUGUGUAGACAGAUCGUCAGAAUCUGUGACUUGCCAGACUUUUGAAUUAACUUUGAGAUCUUGCCUCUAUCCUCAUAUUGAUAAGCAGUACCUACAUUGCUGUGGAAAUCUCAUGCAAACUCUUAAAAAAGAUUACAGGUUGAUAGAGUACUUGCAGGCCAUGAGAAAUUUUUUCUUAAUGGAAGGUGGAGAUACCAUGUAUGACUUCUGCACAUCAAUUUUUGAUAAAAUAAGAGAAAAGGAAACCUGGCAGAAUGCAUCUUUUCUAAACGUCCAACUCCAAGAAGCAGUAGGACAGCGCUAUCCUGAAGAUAGUUCACGUCUGUCUAUAUCUUUUGAAAAUGUUGACCCAGCUAAGAAGAAACUACCUGUCCAUAUCUUAGAUGGUCUGACCCUGAGCUACAAGGUCCCGUGGCCUGUAGACAUUGUUAUAAGUUUGGAAUGUCAAAAAAUUUAUAAUCAGGUGUUCCUUCUCCUGUUGCAAAUAAAAUGGGCAAAAUAUAGUCUGGAUGUUUUACUCUUUGGUGAACUGGCUAAUACUGCAGAAACACCCCAACUUAAAGAAGGCUUUCUUCAUGGACAAGACACAGUUGCUCAGUUUGGACCACACAAGGAACCAGUAAGACAGCAGAUCCAUCGCAUGUUCCUCUUAAGAGUGAAGCUGAUGCAUUUUGUGAACAGUUUGCAUAACUACAUCAUGACCAGGAUUCUUCACAGUACAGGGUUGGAGUUUCAGCACCAAGUCGAGGAAGCCAAGGAUUUAGAUCAGUUGAUUAAAAUUCACUACAGAUAUCUGUCAACCAUCCAUGACCGAUGUCUACUAAGAGAAAAGGUCAGCUUUGUGAAAGAAGCAAUCAUGAAGGUUUUAAACUUGGCUCUUAUGUUUGCAGAAGGCUGGCAGAUGGGCCUAGGGGCAUGGCAGAUGGAAUCUAUAGAGAAAAUGGAGUCUGAUUUUAAAAACUGCCACAUGUUUCUUGUAACCAUUUUAAACAAAGCAGUGUGUAGAGGAUCUUUUCCCCAUUUGGAAUCUCUAGCACUGUCGCUCAUGGCUGGCAUGGAACAAAGUUAAAUAUGCUUACUGUAACAAGGUGCUCAGAUUUCUUCUUCAUACCUGUACAUUUCUGCCAUAUACAGCAGUGAAGUAAGAAUUAUUUAUUUUGUUCAUUUAAAAAACUUGUUCAUAGUCUAGAGAAAUGGAAUAUAGAUAGUUUUCUUAGGAGAUUAUUGGAGAGUGUAUUGGGUAAUGUAUAUAAGAUUUUGUAAAUAAGGCAAAGUGAAUAUAAGCUAUUUACUCCUUUAUUUCUUAAUUUCAUCUAUUGAUUCAUGAUAUUAGUACUUUAAAUUAAGUUAUUUUAUUUGGAAAAAUGUAAUUAUUGAUAGUAAAAAUAAGUUAAUGCUAAUUUUUCCUUACUUCUUUAUUCUUUUGCUUUUGAGACAGGGUCUCACUGUAUAGCCAGGCUUGCUGUGAACUUGUAAUCCUCCAGCCUCAGCCUCUCGAGUGCUGGGAUUAUAAAGUGUGAACUGCCACAUCUGGCAAAUAAAUUGAUAUUCUUAAGUUUCCUUUCUUUUUCUUUUGCUGCUGAUGUUCCUUCAUCAAAGGAGUUUUUAUGUAGGCACUCUUCUACUCAAGGCACACUCCCAGCCUCAGAGGAGUUUGUAAAAUAGAGCUUUACAUUUCUUCUUCUGUAACAGUUGCUUAGAUUUGACUAUCUUAAAAGUGUUCAUAUUUUUACAUGCCUAGGAAGUUAAUGGAAAUAUUGACAAUUUUAGUAAAUAUUUAAAACCAACUUUACAUGGAACCAACUGUUGGUGCAUAUUGUUGUUUGAUCAAUUUUUGUGAAUUCACCAGAUAUCUCAAAUAAAA